UCCGCAAAGGCACUCGCAGGGCUUCAGUGAUCCGGCUGGUGGUGCCGGCGGUGGUGGCGGUGACGGUGGUGUCGGUGAUACGUUCCGAUUUUGAUUUUCGUCGGCCACUUUUCCGUCAAGAGUCCCACGUUUGACAGAAUUUUCCGAAAAGGGUACGCAAGGCAUGCCUCACACCGGACAGGCCGGGGUGAAUCAGCUAGGAGGGGUAUUCGUUAACGGACGUCCGUUGCCGGACUGCGUCCGCAGGAGGAUCGUCGAGCUGGCCUUGUUAGGAGUCCGGCCCUGCGAUAUUUCCAGGCAGUUGCUGGUAUCUCACGGUUGCGUCUCCAAAAUACUGACGCGUUUCUACGAGACCGGAUCCAUCCGACCGGGAUCGAUAGGAGGAUCGAAAACCAAGCAAGUUGCGACGCCGACGGUCGUCAAGAAAAUCCUGCGUUUCAAACAGGAAAAUCCGGGCAUGUUCGCCUGGGAGAUCCGGGAACAGUUGAUCUCUCAGCGUGUGUGCGAGCCUCACAACAUCCCGUCAGUCAGUUCGGUAAACAGGAUUUUGAGGAAUAGCGGAGUGUGGCCCGACGCCCAUCAUCAGGACGUCGGGACGCAUCACGGCAGACCGCCGACGUCACAUAACGACUCGCUCCUUAGGCCGGACAUAUACAUUAAGACGCCGUCGGCGCUUAACACUAGCCUCCCUUACUUUUCUACCAUACACGAUUCGACGCGACUGUCGCACCUCCAUCACCAACUCCAUGUCGUAACCAACGGCGAGACCCAAUCGAGCAGUUCGUGGUCGAGCCUCAACAGUUUGGUCGUCCCGUAUCAACCUUUACGCGGUUUGUCGCACCAGCAAGACUUGAAAGUCACCAAACUGGAGGAGAAAGGGGAGAACGGUACCAAGAAGAACCCUUAUUCUAUCGAGGAGCUGCUGAAAAAGCCCAGCAAACAAGUGAAACCGCCUAGCCCCUUCGGCACUGGAAUUCAUCAACCGUCCGGGGUGUUUCUUACGUCCGAAGAUUUUCACCGCGAAGAUGAAGAUAGCGAUUCCGACAAAGACGUUAAAAUCGACGUCGAAUAAGUGUCUUUUGUUUCUGCGUACGAGGUAUCUUCGUAUAAUGAUUAGUAAUCGCGUUCAGGCCAAACUUUCCAACAAAAGAAGCCAUAUAUUUAAUAUUUAUUUUUAAAACAUAGGGUAAACCAGUCAAAUAUGUCCCACAUUUCGAAGAAGAUUAGCAGAGGCGGUUUUUAAGCGUUUAACAAAAGUAAUGCCAUGAGGCGUUACACUCCCACCCCUAAAAAGUGAAUAUCAUUCACUUAAAAAAAUUACCUGAAACCAUAUAGCUGUUAGGUAAUAUAGUGGUCAUAAUCUGCCUGAUUUUCUGCUGCCUCCAACCUUAACAAUGAUCUGUCAGCGGUCAUGUUGGCUCAAGGUCAUUAUUAAAAAAAUUUUCAUGGACGAUUCAAAGUAGUUUUCAUAACAUUUGGCAUACUCGUCACACUGAAGAGCUUAAAAUCAGUUCACUUUCAGAGCUAGAAGAGCUUUAUAAUUGUUCGGCUUAAAUUUCCUAACUUUUUUCGUUCUUUUUCCCACGGUAGAAUUUUUCUGAGCUUCUAUUUUGUCGAUGAUGUUUUCUUCUACUAAUGGGAUUAAUAAAAUGGGGAAGAUUUGGAAGGUGUUCCUUCUAGAUCCGAACUUUCCGAAUGUAUUGAAGGGGCAGACAACCCCUUCUUCUUUCAUAAGCACCUGAAGCUGAGGCUAGAAUAGAUGUAGAUAGAUUACUUAAGUCAGAAAUUCUGACAAGUUUCUCAGAAAUUCUGGCUUGUUUUAUAUAAAUUCUUACUUUUAAAGAAAUUAUGACCUGUUUCGCAAAUACUGAUUUAAGGAAAUUACAACUUACUUUUCAAAUAUUCUAACUUGUUUUACUAAGAUUCUGACUUAUUUUCCAGAAAUUAUGACUUGUCACUGAAAUACUGACUUAAGUCAGAAAUGCUAACUUGUUUCUCAAAAAUUCCAAUUUGUUUUACAAAAAGUCCGACUUAUUUUUUAAUAAUUCUGACUUAAGUCGGGAAUUCUAAAUUAAUUCUCAGGUACUCCAAUUUGUUUUACUGAAAGUCUUAUUUUUCAGAAAUUCUGACUUAUCUUUCAGACAUUUUAAUUUAUGUUUCAGAAGUUUUUACUUAUUUCUCAGAAAUUCUCAUUUAUUCUUCAAAGAUUAUGCCUCAUUUUUUAGAAAUUCCGAAAUAUUUCCCAAAUAUAUCUCAUUUCUCAAAUGUUCUGACUUACUUUUUAGAGAUAAACUUAUAUUUAAAAAAUACUGACUAAUCGUGUCAAAAAUCCUCAUUUAUUUUUCAGAAGUUUUGACUCGUUUUAAAAAAUUCCGACUUAACUCAUAAAGUCCAUGUGUUCCAGAAGUUCUGAAUUAGUUUUCAGAACUUUUUAUUUUACGCAAAUUCUGACGUGCUUCUGAGAUAUUCUGCGUUAUUUUCCAGAAUGUAUGACAUUGUUUUAGAGAUUCUGACAUGUCAUUAAGAAAUUCUGACUAAUGUCAAAAAUUUGGACUUUCUAAACAAGGAUAUACACAUACUUAACCUCCAUUAAACGAUAUAAAAAUUCACGAGCCUCCGAGCAUGCCUCAGCUACUCAGCUAUUUCACCUACUAACCUGCGCUGUGCCCCAUUUUCCGUCUAAUUAGCGAUCACGUUAAAGAAGAUUUUAACAAGCAUUUCUUCUUAGUGUCUCAUAUCACAGAGGAUUCAAUGCAGAGAACAUCUUGGUUUGCUUUUACUGGUCACGUUUCCUGUGGGCACUCGCCCAUAAACAAAGUAUACAUGGCAAAUAUUUCCCUAUAGGUACCACAUAAAAACUCAUCGACUUUCAGCAGAUGAUAUUUUAACACUCAUGCGCAUAUUGAAUGGGGCUUCUCAAAAUUAGUUAUAAUUGUUACUGUUAUUAGCAUACACAGGCAAGGCCUGUUAUAUCUCUAGUAGCUAUAUGAUAAAUACACCUCAUAAUUUUUGUGAGCUGUAUUCGAAGGUUAUGUAUAUUUUGGAGUUUAUAAGGAGUUAUCGGUUAAUUUUUUGUUAGCCUCAACCUGGUGGUGUCGAUUUUACCGGUUUACCUUGUGGUAAUUUUAAUUCACGGCCAGUUCCAACAUUUUAUAAAAUAAAACACUAUCUAUUUGAUUUUUUAAAAAACCGAAAAACGAAAAGCUAGAAUUUUAUGUAAUACGAAGAUAUCUUGCCCCUUUUGAACUUUCAAAGUUAUUCCGAGCUACUGGUCAGUGGAUGUUUCGCUGGGUGAGCGCCCCACUUAUUUAAGUUUUUAUUUAAUUGUAAUUUAUUUUGUUUAUUUAAUUGUAAUUCAUUUCUGGUCAAAUUAAAAAUAA
Molecule: messenger RNA, 3380 nt
Organism: Cylas formicarius (sweet potato weevil)
Lineage: Eukaryota; Metazoa; Arthropoda; Insecta; Coleoptera; Brentidae
Product: paired box protein Pax-2a
Exons: 5
Coding region: 164-1072 (302 amino acids)
Biological process (GO): regulation of transcription by RNA polymerase II; anatomical structure development
Molecular function (GO): DNA-binding transcription factor activity, RNA polymerase II-specific; RNA polymerase II cis-regulatory region sequence-specific DNA binding
Source: RefSeq, a predicted model, not a curated record